This is a messenger RNA of Manis javanica (Malayan pangolin), 4200 nucleotides long. NCBI's taxonomy places the organism in Eukaryota, Metazoa, Chordata, Mammalia, Pholidota, Manidae. The record is from RefSeq and is a predicted model, not a curated record.
CCGCCGCGGGAAGCGGCCCCCCUCCCCUUCCUCCGCGGCUCCCCCGCCGCGGCCGCUCGUCGCACCGCCCCGCGGCCUGCGGGAGGCGCUGGGUCGCGCUCGGCCGGGCCUCGCGCUCGCGUCGUCACCCGCUUCCUCCUGCCCCCGGGCCCGCACCCCAGCCCCGCCGGCGCGACCCCGGCCCGGCCCCGCUCUCCGCACAAAAUGUCGGCCCGGACGCCAUUGCCGACGGUGAACGAGCGGGACACGGAGAAUCAUACAUCUGUGGAUGGAUAUACUGAACCACAUAUCCAGCCUACCAAAUCAAGUAGCAGACAGAACAUCCCUCGGUGUAGAAACUCCAUUACAUCAGCAACAGAUGAACAGCCUCACAUUGGAAAUUAUCGUUUACAAAAAACAAUAGGGAAGGGAAAUUUUGCCAAAGUGAAAUUGGCAAGACAUGUUCUAACUGGUAGAGAGGUUGCUGUGAAAAUAAUAGACAAAACUCAGCUAAAUCCUACAAGUCUACAAAAGCUGUUUCGAGAAGUACGAAUAAUGAAGAUACUGAAUCAUCCUAACAUAGUAAAAUUGUUUGAAGUUAUUGAAACAGAGAAGACCCUCUACUUAGUCAUGGAAUAUGCGAGUGGGGGUGAAGUUUUUGAUUACUUAGUUGCCCAUGGAAGAAUGAAAGAAAAAGAGGCCCGUGCAAAGUUUAGGCAGAUUGUAUCAGCUGUACAGUAUUGUCAUCAAAAGUGCAUUGUUCACCGUGAUCUUAAGGCAGAAAACCUUCUCCUUGAUGCUGAUAUGAAUAUUAAAAUUGCUGACUUUGGUUUUAGUAAUGAAUUUACGGUUGGGAACAAAUUGGACACGUUUUGUGGAAGUCCACCCUAUGCUGCUCCCGAGCUUUUCCAAGGGAAGAAGUACGAUGGGCCUGAGGUGGAUGUGUGGAGUCUUGGCGUCAUUCUCUACACAUUAGUCAGUGGCUCGUUGCCUUUUGAUGGCCAGAAUUUAAAGGAACUGCGGGAGCGUGUCUUACGAGGAAAGUACCGUAUUCCUUUCUAUAUGUCCACUGACUGUGAAAAUCUGCUGAAGAAAUUGUUAGUGCUGAACCCAAUAAAGAGAGGCAGCUUGGAACAAAUAAUGAAAGAUCGGUGGAUGAAUGUUGGUCAUGAGGAAGCAGAGCUAAAGCCGUACAGUGAGCCUGAGCCAGACUUCAAUGAUGCGAAAAGAAUAGACAUCAUGGUCACCAUGGGCUUUGCACGAGAUGAGAUAAAUGAUGCCUUAAUAAACCAGAAAUACGAUGAGGUUAUGGCUACUUACAUUCUUCUAGGUAGAAAGCCACCUGAAUUUGAAGGCGCUGGUCCAUCCAUUCCCCCUGCCGUGUCAUAUACCAAAAGGCCUCAGGCUAACAGUGUGGAAAGUGAACAGAAAGAGGAAUGGGACAAAGACGUAGCUCGGAAACUUGGCAGCACAAUGGUCGGAUCAAAAACUGAGAUGACUGCAAGCCCUCUUGUAGGGCCAGAAAGGAAAAAAUCUUCAGCGAUUCCAAGCAACAAUGUAUAUCCUGGAGGUAGCAUGGCAAGAAGGAACACCUAUGUCUGUGAAAGGACCACAGAUCGAUACACAGCACUGCAGAAUGGAAAAGACAGCAGCCUUAUGGAGAUGUCCGCGAGUAGCCUGUCUUCUGCAGGCCCUGCUGUGGCCUCUGCUGUCCCCUCAGCACGACCCCGCCACCAGAAGUCCAUGUCUGCUUCUGGCCAUCCUGUUAAAGUCACACUGCCAACCAUUAAAGACAGCUCAGAAGCUUACCGGCCUGGUCCGACCCAGAGAGUGCCUGCUGCCUCCCCAUCUGCUCACAGUAUUAGUGCCUCCACUCCAGACCGAACCCGCUUUCCCCGGGGGAGUUCAAGCCGAAGCACUUUUCAUGGUGAACAGCUUCGGGAACGUCGCAGCGCUGCUUACAACGGGCCACCUGCUUCACCUUCCCAUGAAACAGGUGCCUUUGCACAUGCCAGAAGGGGAACGUCAACUGGUAUAAUAAGCAAAAUAACAUCCAAAUUUGUUCGCAGGGAUCCAAGUGAAGGCGAGGCCAGUGGCAGAACCGACACCUCAAGAAUUACAUCAGGGGAACCAAAAGAGAGAGACAAGGAAGAGGGUAAAGAUUCCAAGCCACGUUCCUUGCGGUUCACCUGGAGCAUGAAGACCACUAGUUCAAUGGACCCCAAUGACAUGAUGAGAGAAAUCCGCAAAGUGUUAGAUGCCAAUAACUGUGAUUAUGAACAAAAAGAGAGGUUUUUGCUUUUCUGUGUCCAUGGAGAUGCUAGACAGGAUAGCCUUGUGCAGUGGGAGAUGGAAGUCUGCAAGUUGCCACGGCUGUCACUUAACGGGGUCCGCUUCAAGCGAAUAUCUGGGACAUCUAUUGCCUUUAAGAACAUUGCAUCUAAAAUAGCAAAUGAGCUUAAGCUGUAAAGAAACUCACAUUUACAGAAUCAGGGAAGAUACAUCCAUAUCUGAGGUACAGUUUUUGAAUGUACUGGUAUUACCUAACGUGAUUGGCCUGUGAAUCUCCCCAUGUAGUAUUUGUCCUUAAUGCAAUAAGGUUAUACAUAGUUCUGAACUGUAAAAUUAAAGUCAGUGUGAACUAUAAUAAAUACUUGUAGCUAAAAAAGUAGGUUCACAUGUACAGGUAAGUAUAUUGUGUAUUUCUGUUCAUUUUCUGUUCAUAGAGUUGUAUAAUAAAGCAGAUCAUUGCUUAAAAACUUGUAUAGUUGUCUAGAUUUCUGCACAUAAAUAUAUGUUUGAUUCUUUCAGUUGAAAAUGUUCUUCCCUGUUAUUUACAUUCUGGUGGGUUUUUAGAAUUCUUACCUCCAUCAUGUAAUUUUGAAAACUGUGUCCAGAAUUAAAAGUGCACAGAAAUAAUCUUUAAAAUUGUAGCAUGGACUUCUAAAAAUUAUUUUCAAAUCACAUUUAAAUUUAAACCAGAAGCUGGUAAAUAGAUCAGCUUAAUUAUACACAGAAUUAUUCCUGCUUAUCUUUGCUCUUAUCCUUGCUAUCAGACAAGGUUUAGCUGAAAAGAAACAGAUGUUGACAGUGUUGGCACUUAGAAUUUUUCUGAUAAAGUACAUGAAAAUAAUAAUAGCUUUGCUUUGAGUUAACUAAGAAGUACUGUGGAAGAAGUUAACCUACAUCAAAUUUCUUUUGGACUUUAAAGUGUUUCUGGCCCACUGCUAACUGUAGCAGCAAAAUUAAAAAGAAUCAUUACUUCAUCUGGCUAUUAUAUUGUAAGACAUCACUUAGGUUUGCCGCCUUCCAGAUACCGCACUGUAAUUGCGGACAUGAUACUGGGACUGUUUCAUAGCACAAACUCACCUUUACAGUGUUGAUCAAUGCAUCAGUUAAGAAAUAAUGCCACCUCAGGAAUUAACUGGCAUUGGGAACAUUUGCCUCAUUCUCCUCCCAUCCUCUUCAUCCACCCCUGACACAGUAAUAUCUGUAAGUACUUAAGAGACUUUUGAGCAGAAUGUACUAUUUAUAGCAGUAUAUAUUAUUGAUUUAUGCUUAUGUGGUUGUUCAGUUUGUCCCCAUGUAGCCUAUUUGUUUUUAAUAUUUUUCCAGAUUUCUUGUAUUUAUUCCACAUCAUUAUGCCUAUAAUGUGCAGCUUUGUAACUGGGCAUUUGCCUACUUUCUUUUCAUAAUUAGUGACAUAUGCGAUGUAAAACCACUAUGAAGGUACAUUUUAAUACUUGUUAUUUUAUAUUGAAUUAGCCUUGGAGGUUGACUGUGCAAUGUUAUUUAAUGUUGUAAUUACUGUAAUAUCAACAUAUGGGCCCCAUCUGCACACUCCUGAGAAAUAGAAAGUGUAUUCAAAUUUUAUCAGUUUAAAGGAAAAUAAAGCUGUGAUAAAUACUGUAAUUCUAACCUACGUUAGGAAGCUCUAAGUGCAGGUCAUGUGCCAUUCCAUAAUGGCUUCCAGACUAGGGUGAACUUUACAUUCUGUACUGUACUGUGAUGUAGCUUUCUUCUGUAACAGUUCUGUUCUAAAAUGAAGUGUAUUUUGCCUUAGCAAAAGAUGGUGUUUGGAAAAAACAAAUUGUGUAGCCCCUUUUUAACCUAGUGUUCAUUCAAAGAAAAAUGAUGCGAAUCUUUAUUCAUUUUCACUGGUGCACACUGAAAUUUUACUUGAAUAGUUCUCAUAAUAAAGCACUUGUCUUUUGCUCUUUA